Hemicordylus capensis (graceful crag lizard) is the source of this 2078-nucleotide messenger RNA. It is a transcript of the gene ZMYND15, whose product is annotated as zinc finger MYND-type containing 15. Gene Ontology annotation, biological process: spermatid development; negative regulation of DNA-templated transcription. Lineage: Eukaryota; Metazoa; Chordata; Lepidosauria; Squamata; Cordylidae. Bases 50 to 2035 code for a protein of 661 amino acids. The record is from RefSeq and is a predicted model, not a curated record. Gene Ontology annotation, molecular function: histone deacetylase binding. The transcript has 14 exons.
CCAGGGAAACCCCCAGCUAUUUCCCUUCAAAACGGUGGUUGAUGGAGACAUGGAGUUCGUCACCGGCUACCGUGCGGAGAUCCUGGACUUUGCCGAACUCCUCUUUGGCUGGUAUCAGCGCUUCCUGCUGGACUCGGCCUGCCGGCCCGGCCACGAGCAUCGCAAGCGGCAGGAGGGCUCGAUCCGCCGCCUGCCUCCGGACCCGGCCCUCUGGGUCCUGCACGUGCUGCCCAACCGGGCCCUGGCCUUCACCAUCACUGACCCCGGGCAGCAGGGGGCCAGCCGCUUCUACAGCGAGGAGGCCCUGGCGCUGCGGGACCUGGACCGCUUCAUCACCUUCGUGGGCACUGGGGAGGGGGAGGGGGAGGAGGAGGAGGAGCGGCAGCAGCAGGAGGACCCCCCCGAGACAGGGCAGCCGCUGUGGCGCGUGGACCACCUUCUGCUGGUGACAGACAAGCACGGCACCAUCCUGGGCUUUGACUUCUUGCUGGGCGGGGCCUCGGGGCCCCCCGGGCAGGCGCCCCUGGAGCCCCGUGCCAUCGCCCUCCUCUGCCACAGCAUGCUCUGCCCUCUGGGGGCCGGGGAGCCCCGCAGGCCCAAGCUGCUCACGGUCGGAGACCCUGCCUUGCACAAGUCCCUGGAGCCGCUGCUCUCGCGGCUGGGCGUGAAAAUGAGCAGGGGCCCGAUGCGGGGCUGGGGGCCGAAGCCGGCGUUCACCUUCCCGACCACGCGGGUGCGAGCCUGCCACGUGUGCAAGAGGCACAGCUUCGAGGGCCAAGUCACCGCCUGCCAGCACUGCCGGGCGGUCCUCUAUUGCUCCGAGCGCUGCCGCAAGCUGGACUGGGACCGCCGCCCCGAGGACAUUGGGCACCAGUUCUGGUGCCAGCGCAUGGCAGGCUACAUGAGCCACACACGGGAGCUGGCCACCCUGCCCUUCACCUUUGCAGCAGAGGUGACCAGUGAGAACUUCAACAAAGAGGGCUUCCUCUCGGCCCGGGGCCUGACCCGCGGCUACUGGGCUGCCGAGAGCAUGCUGGUGAGGGCACCCGGCUACGGCGUGGGGCUGCAGGGGACCUCCGAGAAGCCGCUGGCCUUCCUGCGGAGUGGUAACCCCUUUGAGGCGCUGCGGCCAGAAGGAGGGACGGCUCUCCCCCCGGCCCCCCCCAAGCCCCCCGCCCCCCGGACGUUCUUUGGCUCCUGGAAAGAAUACUACCAGUGGCGGGGGCUGCCCCUCGGAGCCCCCCUGGCUGUCAUCCUGAGCUACCCCCUCACGGCCUACUACAUCAUCACCCAGCUGGCCCCUCAGCACUUUCCGGAGCUGAACAUCCUGAACAAGCAGUCCCUCAAGAUCCACGUGGUGGAGGCUGGCAAAGAAUUUGGAGUCCUGAUGGUCUUCUGGGAGCUCUCGGUGCUGCUCCCCCACGUCUCCCUGGAGCUGCUCUUUGUGGGGGACACGCUGCCCCCUGAACUGGACGGCCAGCAGUUUCUCUUGCAGAGAGAUGAGGAGCAAGGCGUUUCCGUCCGGCCUGGAUUAGCCCCCCGCUCCAAAGGGGGCCGCCGUGAGCUGCAGCUGGGGUUCAGUGCCCGGCCCUACCACCUGCUGCAAGCACCCAAGCCAGACCUGGUCAUUGGGUUCAACUCUGGCUUUGCCCUCAAGGAAACCUGGCUGAGUUCCCUGCCGCGUCUCCAGUCCCUCCGGGUCCCGGCCUACUUCACCGAAUGCAGCGAGUACAGCUGUGCCGUGGACGAGGCGGCCGUCUCCAUGGCGACAGGGGGCAGCACCAGCCCGGCCCAGAUCAACCCCUUCCGCUCGCCUUUCCGGCAAGCGGGCAUCGACAACGCCAUGCCUUGGUAUUCCAACGCAUUCAUCUUCCAUCUGAUCUACAAGGCGUCAGCCAACAGCCACCGGCAGACCCCCGCCCCUCCCCUGCAGCACCUCCCGGCCAACAGGACCGCCCUGGAUUCGGCCGAGUCAGGGCACAGCCGGCGCAGGGAGAAGAGGCAGGCCCGUGGCGGAGGACGUCGGCGCAAGUGAUGGAGCCGGGGGGGGGGGCGGGCAGGGAGAGGGGCAGAGCAAA